AUGAAGAUGAAAUUGAACAUCUACAACAUGCAGUGGCUGCUGCUUGUUCUCUUGAUGUGGGACCCAACCAGGUUGGUGCUGGCAAACAUCCAAGAAGAUGAGGCUAAAAAUAACAUUACCAUCUUUACAAGAAUUCUAGACAGACUUCUGGAUGGUUAUGAUAAUCGGCUUAGACCAGGACUGGGAGACAGUAUUACUGAAGUCUUCACUAACAUCUACGUCACCAGUUUUGGACCUGUCUCAGAUACGGAUAUGGAAUAUACAAUCGAUGUUUUCUUUCGACAAAAAUGGAAAGAUGAACGUUUGAAAUUUAAAGGUCCUAUGAAUAUCCUUCGACUUAACAAUUUAAUGGCCAGCAAAAUCUGGACCCCGGAUACCUUCUUUCAUAAUGGGAAGAAAUCAGUAGCUCAUAACAUGACAAUGCCAAAUAAGCUGCUUCGAAUCCAGGAUGACGGAACACUACUGUACACCAUGAGGCUUACAGUUCAAGCUGAAUGUCCAAUGCACUUGGAGGAUUUUCCAAUGGAUGCUCAUUCAUGUCCUCUGAAAUUUGGCAGCUAUGCAUAUACAACCUCAGAAGUCACUUAUAUUUGGACUUACAAUGCAUCUGAUUCAGUACAGGUUGCUCCUGAUGGCUCCAGGUUAAAUCAAUAUGAUCUUCUUGGCCAGUCAAUUGGAAAGGAGACAAUUAAAUCCAGUACAGGUGAAUAUACUGUAAUGACAGCUCAUUUCCACUUGAAAAGAAAAAUUGGGUAUUUUGUGAUUCAGACAUAUCUACCUUGCAUUAUGACUGUCAUUCUCUCGCAAGUAUCAUUUUGGCUCAACAGAGAAUCGGUGCCUGCAAGAACUGUGUUUGGAGUAACCACUGUCCUAACAAUGACAACUCUAAGCAUCAGUGCUAGGAAUUCUCUGCCCAAAGUGGCUUAUGCAACUGCCAUGGACUGGUUUAUUGCUGUUUGUUAUGCAUUUGUGUUCUCUGCUCUGAUUGAAUUUGCAACUGUUAAUUACUUCACCAAAAGAGGAUGGGCUUGGGAUGGGAAGAGUGUAGUAAAUGACAAGUCCCCUUCAAUAAAAGCUGAAGUCAUUACAUUAACAUACAACUCAGUGAAAGCAAUUCUUCAAGGAGCUAAACUAAUAUGGUCCAAGUACAUAGCUAUCUCAUGGCCCAGUUUAAUCCAAGGAAAGACUUUAGAGUACUUAGAGAAGUGGAUGGACUGUUUAACCUUCAAACAAUCUUCUAAAAAAGAGAAAGCUUCUGUCAUGAUACAGAACAAUGCGUAUGCCGUGGCUGUUGCCAAUUAUGCCCCGAAUCUUUCAAAAGACCCAGUUCUCUCCACUAUCUCCAAGAGUGCAACCACACCAGAACCCAACAAGAAGCCGGAAAACAAGCCAGCGGAAGCCAAGAAAACCUUCAACAGUGUUAGCAAAAUUGACAGAAUGUCUAGAAUAGUUUUCCCAGUUUUGUUUGGUACAUUUAAUUUAGUUUAUUGGGCUACAUAUUUAAACAGGGAACCUGUAUUAGGAGUCAGUCCUUGA
This is a messenger RNA of Lepus europaeus (European hare), 1536 nucleotides long. RefSeq names its product gamma-aminobutyric acid type A receptor subunit alpha2 (gene GABRA2). NCBI's taxonomy places the organism in Eukaryota, Metazoa, Chordata, Mammalia, Lagomorpha, Leporidae. The transcript has 10 exons. Gene Ontology annotation, biological process: gamma-aminobutyric acid signaling pathway; signal transduction; chloride transport. Bases 1 to 1536 code for a protein of 511 amino acids. The record is from RefSeq and is a predicted model, not a curated record. Gene Ontology annotation, cellular component: synapse; dendrite membrane; postsynapse. Gene Ontology annotation, molecular function: GABA-gated chloride ion channel activity; inhibitory extracellular ligand-gated monoatomic ion channel activity; benzodiazepine receptor activity.